Messenger RNA from Lindgomyces ingoldianus, 2403 nucleotides. Its product is annotated as voltage-gated potassium channel. Gene Ontology annotation, biological process: potassium ion transmembrane transport; stabilization of membrane potential. Gene Ontology annotation, molecular function: potassium ion leak channel activity. The coding region runs from base 1 to 2403 and encodes 800 amino acids. Gene Ontology annotation, cellular component: membrane. The record is from RefSeq and is a predicted model, not a curated record. NCBI's taxonomy places the organism in Eukaryota, Fungi, Ascomycota, Dothideomycetes, Pleosporales, Lindgomycetaceae. The transcript is spliced from 6 exons.
AUGUCAUCAACUACAGCAACCCCCACAGACGUUCCAUCAGGGAAUCCAGAGAAGCUGCAAACCCCUGAAGAAAGCGGUUUCAGUCAGAACAUUCAAUAUGACGAGAGCGCGAACAUCGAAAUGUCGGAAGCUCGACAAAAUUGGAAGAACAGCAGAUGGAAACGCAAGGUGAACUUUGACGAAAAUGAAAAGAGUGACUGGUGGUUUGCGUCUACGGCCAUUCCUCUUUUAGCAGCAAGCCUUGGUCCCCUUGCAAAUGUCCUUUCUAUUGCAGCUCUGGUUACCUUCUGGAGAGAGAAUGUGUUCAUCGACGAUAAAUUCGUCCCUGAUUUCCAAGGAGUUCCAUUUCGAGAUCCCCUAUGGUGCUACUGGCUGAACGUUGCCUCUCUAAUAUUCGGAUUCUUGGGUAACCUCUUCCUCCUCUUAAACUUUACUCAGCGAAUUCGCUACAUUAUUGCUCUUCCGGUCACAAUCAUCUUUUGGUAUCUGUCCACCGGAUUUAACAAGCUCAUGGCAAUAACUGCCUGCAUGCAUAUUUACGCACCACCAGUCCGCCCCUAUGAGACCUACACCCAAGGCUUUUGGUACGCCAUCGCUGCCGCAGCGUUGUACCUUGUUUGCUCUAUGAUUCUCAUGAUCAAUAUGCUUGGGUACUUCUUAGCCCAUUACCCUGACACUUUCAAUCUCACCGACGCUCAACGUACCUUGAUCUUGCAAACAAUGCUAUUCUUUAUUUGGCUAGCAGGAGGGGCCGCCAUCUUCGCACGCAUAGAAACAGAUGAUGGGGAGUCAGGGUGGGACUUCGCGGAUGCCCUAUACUUCUGCGAUGUAACUAUCCUGACUGUUGGAUUUGGUGACCUCUACCCUACAAACAAUAUCGGUCGCGGUCUUGUGUUCCCAUAUUCCGUUGGCGGUAUCAUUAUGCUCGGUCUUGUCAUCUCCUCCAUCUAUAAAUUCAUGCGGCAGCUGGGAGAAGAAAAUAUUGUUCACAAACAUCUCAAGCGUGCUCGAGAACGAACGAUCUCCCGUACAGUCACUAACUCGUUUGACCUCCGACAGCGCGAGCACGAAGUUCACCAUCUCGUUCGUAGGCGAAAUCUUCAUGCUGGGGACAUCAGCGCUCCGUUAGGGGGAAGGGCAUACAGAACAGUUAUGAGUAGUACAGCCCGCCGCGUAACAUCUAUUACACCGGUCCAGAACCGUCUCAUUCGCAAACCCCGGCUCAUCCUUAUGCGCGAAGAAAAGGACCGGUUUGAAGCAAUGCGAAGCAUCCAACGCUCAACCUCGAAAUUCAAGAAAUGGUACGCGCUAACUUUCUCUAUCUUUGCCUUCGGUAUUCUCUGGUGUGUAGGGGCAAUCGUCUUCUGGGAAGCCGAGAAACAUGCUCAAGGCAUGACAUACUUCCAAGCGCUUUACUUCUGCUACGUCUCACUUCUCACUAUCGGCUAUGGCGAUCUAUCCCCGAAAUCCAACGCUGGGAGAUGUUUUUUUGUGGCAUGGAGCCUCAUUGCAGUGCCAACCAUGACAAUUCUAGUAUCAGACAUGGGCGACACUGUUGUUGAGAAAUUCAAGAAUUGGUCCAGCCAGCUCGCCGAUUUCACUGUGUUACCGAAAGAAGGGAUCUGGAGAUCCUUUCUGGACAAACACCCCUGGCUUCUGAACUGGAUCCAAACAAGACUCGCCAGCCGAGCUGCGAAGAAGAGACUAAAGAAGGGAUUCGCCACUAUGGAUCCUUCGGAAGGCAAUCCUGAGAACGGUGAGGAAAUCGACGCCGAAGAAGAGGAAGACUUGCGUGCUACUACAAACCCGACGAUCCCGUCUCUCGCGGUAGAAGCGGAACAAGAUGCUGCAGGUCAUGUUCCAACGUCGUUUUCGCUUUCACGACGUCUGGCGUUGAGUAUUCGUCGUGUGGCAGCCGAUCUCCGGCUUCCGAAAACGAAGAAAUAUACCUAUGAGGAGUGGGUCGAAUUUACACGUUUAAUACGGUUUACGAAGAGCACUGCAGGUGAGCGGGGCGAAGGUGUACUGCAAGAAGAGGAAGAGGAAGGCCUUGUUGAGUGGGAUUGGAUUGGCGAUGAUAGUCCGUUAUUAAGUGGGCUCGGUGAGAGCGGAUGGUUGCUUCAGAGCCUUUGUGAGAGUCUUGUGAGAUUGGAGAAACGAAAGGAGGCGGAGAAAAAGAAGAAGGAGAAGGAGAAAGCGCUAUUCAGACUUGAUCCUUUGAAAGAAAAGAGUGAAGAUGGCACAGAGAAAGAUAAAGAUGAAGACAAAGAGAAAGAGAAAGAUAUAGGUAUGCAAGAGGCUAGAGGGUCUGGUAUAGAGGAAACAGAUGAGAUUCGGGAAGAGAGAAAGGAUGCACAGAACCAAGUGCUGGUUUCUGGAGCAAAUGGGAAGGGUCCCGAUUAG